Sodiomyces alkalinus F11 is the source of this 534-nucleotide messenger RNA. RefSeq lists its product as hypothetical. The record is from RefSeq and is a predicted model, not a curated record. The transcript has 6 exons. NCBI's taxonomy places the organism in Eukaryota, Fungi, Ascomycota, Sordariomycetes, Glomerellales, Plectosphaerellaceae. Bases 1 to 534 code for a protein of 177 amino acids.
AUGGAGUGGAGUGGUGUCGGCCAGAGUUGUCGGGGCGAUCCGAGCCGAUCCAUCAAGAGGAAGCAACAUGAAGCUACAGCCUACGGGCCACCGGCGCCUCUCAUCUUUGGAGUCUGGACUCCAGAUCUGCAGGGCACGCAUAACUCAAACGACUGGGAACAGAAACAAGUGGCAAACAGGGAAUCGAUGGCUGAAGUCCGCAUCCUGUACGCUUCGCUGUAUCUGCACUAUAACCGGACCCCUAUUAGAGGUGGAGAAUGCGAGGUGGGGCAACAUUGCAGUGUACUUCAGCACGCUACGAGUGGAGUACCUCGUGCCGAUGUAACCACAGUCAUUACACCUCCUUUUCCCUUACAGUUAGACGUCCCCGUGAAGUACCACGAACUUCACUUAGAUGAAUACACAUACAAUUCGCGGGCCAAGGAUUCCUCCUCGUGUAACCCCACCCCCACGCCAACAAUUGAGGACCAACGGGCCUAUUUGUUGAGGAUGACUGUUAUCUGCGCUAUCCCGUUCGUGGACCAACCGUUCUGA